AUGAAGAUAGACGCCCUAAAGUCCGAGUGCGAAUUUUACCUCAACAGCUGCCCGGGGAGAUCGAACCUAGCCCCAAACACAGCGUUCAACGGCAUCACCCAAGACUUUCUUGACGGAAAGUAUGACGACAAUAACGAGGCCCUGGACAUAAUCACCAAAAUGGUGUCGUAUCGCAACACCUUAACGAGAUCAGCAACAGCACUAUUGGCCCUCGCGGGGAUAUUCAAGCCCAACGGAUUAGACUGCGCGGAGUUCGACUUUGAAACUUUCCAAGAAUCGCAGGAGUACAAGAAUAAGAGGGGCAAAUACGAACAUGCCUUAAGGCAGGUCGCUCGGUUCGAUAGGGUCUUUUUUCCUCCUCCAGAUGACGAGGAGGGGAGGCCGUGGGUUAAGCCGGUUAAGUAUGUCGCUGCGGCGCUGACGCUGGAUGAUAAUAUCGACUCGAGCGAGGAGAUUGCGGAUGCGGUGCAACGGAUUACAUCGAGUAUGUACAUGAGCCUCUUCAUUCUGCAAUGGCGCUAA
Alternaria metachromatica is the source of this 522-nucleotide messenger RNA. RefSeq lists its product as uncharacterized. The transcript has a single exon. NCBI's taxonomy places the organism in Eukaryota, Fungi, Ascomycota, Dothideomycetes, Pleosporales, Pleosporaceae. The coding region runs from base 1 to 522 and encodes 173 amino acids. The record is from RefSeq and is a predicted model, not a curated record.